Messenger RNA from Hyla sarda, 3975 nucleotides. RefSeq names its product cell growth regulator with ring finger domain 1 (gene CGRRF1). The transcript has 6 exons. Lineage: Eukaryota; Metazoa; Chordata; Amphibia; Anura; Hylidae. Gene Ontology annotation, biological process: negative regulation of cell growth. The coding region runs from base 162 to 1133 and encodes 323 amino acids. The record is from RefSeq and is a predicted model, not a curated record.
ACAUUAGGUCAUGUGGGGAUUACGUCAUCCGCGAUGGACCAAUCAAGGAGGUAGGAAGGAUGACAGCUAGUGGCUACGGCGUGUCAGAGGGGACGAAAUAGUGGCGAAGGCGUUGUGUCGCUUGUUAUGCUGCGAAUAUCGCUUGUCUGCCCGGUGCUGCUAUGCCAGCGAUAUUCCUGGCCACGUUAUACGAGUAUUCUCCGCUCUUCUACAUCACUGUGGUGUCCAUCUGCUUUCUAGUCACGUGCGGGAUCGUGCUGGGAUGGCGUGGAUUGGAUGUUCCCGUUAUACUAAGAAAUUCAGAAGAGACCACGUCCAGCACCUUCAUUUAUAGGAAGCAGAUGAAGGAAGUGAAGAACCCCUUUGGCUUGGAAGUAGUUAAUCCAGACAGCGCCACAAUAGAGAAGGGAGUUAUACUGAGACCCCACUGUCUGGAGGACUGUAUUCUGUCCUGUUACUGGGGGUGCAGCGUACAGAGGGUGCAGGAGGCUCUGCAGAAUCAUGUCUAUUGCUUCCAGAUACAGACGCCGGGACUACUGGAGGACGCCCUGUAUAGUGAAUACCUGCACAAGGAGCAGCGCCUCGUGCAGAAACAAAGCAAGGAGGGAAUCUUCAUCCAUCUGCCCGAGGACAACAAGAUAGAAGAUUUUGGCCCGGUGCCCCGGACUUGUUAUCCUCUGGUCGCCCUGCUGACUUUGUCUGAUGUGGACGACCGCGAGUUAUACCCUAUUGUGUCCAUGCUCACCAUCAUUCACAUUCCAGAUAGAAGUUUCCGGAUGCCCUGCAGGAUCAUGUACCAGUAUCUUCUGACUGCACAAGGUCAAUUCUAUGACCUGAAGCAACUUUAUAUGUCUGUGAGCAAUAACGUAGCAGAGUCGGCAGAGGAUGUGACGGAGGAUUCCAGGGAUAAGGAGCUGCUGGAGAGGUUGGGGAUAUCGGAGGAGGAGAUGCAGGAGAACAGCAGCAAGGACUGCGUUGUGUGUCAGAACGACUCGGUGAACUGGGUGCUGUUACCGUGCCGGCACGUCUGCCUGUGCGACGGAUGCCUGAUGCGCUUUCAGCAUUGUCCGAUGUGCCGGCAGUUCGUUCAAGAAACCUUCCCUUUACGGAACAGGACGCCGCCUAUAGAGUGAUAAACUGCGACUAGGAAACCGCUGCGACAAGCGCAACUACAGCAUGUGCCGAAACCGUCACCGCGCUCGCUGCUCAUGUGACCGCUCCCCCCAUAGGGCACCAUUCAUCCCAUACAUUUACAGAGUUCUGUCUGGCAUCAUAUAUUCUCCUAAAAAUAUCUGCGCAGCGUUUUCCGAACACAACGCUCCAAAUCUGCUGCAGGAUAAAUGCCCGUUAGCUUUAUUAGUAAAAAAAAAAAAAAAAAAAUGUUGUAAAUCCGCUCCGGUUCGGUUGCAGAUUUGGUGCCGAAAUGCUGCAGGUGUUGUGUGUAUUUUACCUUCCCCAUUGAUUCCAUUGGGCCAGUGGUUUAAAGGUGUUGCAAAACUACAACUCCCAGCAUGCCCGGACAGCCGUUGGCUGUCCGGGCAUGCUGGGAGUUGUAGUUUUGCAACAUCUGGAGAUCCACAGUUUAGUGACCACUCCAUUAGGCUAGGUUUGGUUGCAGAUUUGGUGCCGAAAUGCUGCGGGUGUUGUGUAUAGUUUACCUUCCCCAUUGAUUCCAUUGGGCCAGUGGUUUAAAGACGUUGCAAAACUACAACUCCCAGCAUGCCCGGACCGCCUUUGGCUGUCUGGGCAUGCUGAGAGUUGUAGUUUUGCAGCAUCUGGAGAUCCACAGUUUAGUGACCACUCUUAUAUUCAUGCAACUUAUUUUUGGCAUUCUUUUCUUAUUUAUUUAUUUUUUACCAUAAAAAAAAAAAACACUGAAAUGCAGCUUUUGUGGCUUUUUUAUUUUUUCCAAAAAUAGUGAGUUUUAGUCAUGACAUUUUUUAUAUUUCUUUUUUGGAAUUUGUUUUUACCCCUGCAUGUUUCUCAUUCCAAGUCAUGUGAUUGAUUCAUCAUGUGACUCAGGGAUUUCUAUUAAACCCACAUUGCGUUUUAUUGUUUUAUUUUCUAUGCCAGAAAACGCCAUGAUUCCCUGAUAAAAAAUGUAAAAAAAUCCCAAUCCCAAAAAGUCCCAAUCCCAAAAAGUCAAUAGAGAAGGAAAAACGCCAUGUGGGUUCGGGAUCACAUAUUUCUCUACUGACUGCCAGCUACACCUGACAUUUUGCCUUACAACAAAUUUUGAGUUUUUUUUUAUCUAUUUAUUUUUUGUUUGUUUUUCUUCGGGUAAUUUUGCAAAAAAAAUGAGAUUUCAAAAGCCACUUCCAUGUUGCUGAUGAUGGAAUCGCCUUCGAUUUGUAAUGCAAAUUUAUUAUUAUUUAUUUUUAUAGUGCCCUAUUGAAUAAAAUUGUGCAUGUUUUUUUUUUUUGGUGCUCCAGAAUGCUCUCUAAAACACACUGGCCCAAAUUUAUUAAAACUAUCUAAUUCUUACACAGUGCAGACGGACAGACUACAAAUGCGCCAGAAUUAUCCCAACGUAACAGGUUAACCAAUAAAUCUGGUGCCUCUGAAGACUGUCUGGUCGGCUUAAACGUGCACCAGAGUUUGCACCAGAACAAAAGUCAUGCCUCGUUUGCCGAAACCACUCCAACAAACCUGUCGGAAAAGUGUCAAAAAAGUGUGCUUCACUUCAGAGGCCUCGGCCAGAAUUAGUCUCCUUCCCUCUCUGGCAGCUGACAGAAUUACCUCUAUUAAAACAGUCUUCUCAGCUAAACUGACAUGUUACUGCAUGUACAGGCUUUAGACAGAAUCAGUCUCUUUCCCCCUCUGGCAGCAGACAAUAUUGUCGCUUGUUAGACCUAUAAAACAAGUCUUUUCAGCUAAACUGCCAUUUUACUGCAGAAUCAGUCUUCUUCCCCCUCUAUAGUUCCCCAUUUUAGCCCUUCUAUAGAAGAAGUCUUCACAGCUAAACUGACAUCUUGCUGCAGAUGCUACGGGCAUAAUCAGUGUCCUUUCCUCUCUGGCAGCAGACAUUAUAGUCCCUUGUUGUUCCCUCUAUAGAAGAAGUCUUCUCAGCUACACUGCCUUGUUACUGCAGAGGCCCUGAACAGAAUUAGUCUCCUUCCCCCUCUGGCAGCUGGCAAUAUAGUCUUUUUGGCUGUCCUUGCAAACUGGGAGUUGUAGUUUUGCAACAGCUGGAAAGCCACAGCUUGGAGACCACUGUUUUAGAGAAUAAUUAGGCCUGUGCAGGUUUUUAGCUUAUACCAAUAAUAUUUCCAUCCUAUGACAGCAAGCAGAGAUCUUAAAAAAGAUGAAGAUUCGAUAAACAAAGCUUAUUAAAGUGUAGGUGAAUUAUUUUUUUUUUUUUUACAUAAAACGAAAAAACUUUAAUAAUUGUAACUAUGCAGGUAAUAACUGUAGGCACAGCUCCACCUAGUGGUAAACUUAGAUUGAAAAACUAGCAUUUUUUUUAAACAGAAUUAUAAAAACCAAAAAAGCUCCAGCAGUUCACUGGUGGAGGUGACGCUGGAGAAGACUCCCUGCCCGCUGGGUGGUUACGGGUCACUAUAUAAGAUGUGUGCACGUAGCCGCCCGCGUCGUGUGCGCCCCGCUGCUGAGCCUUGAUGUUUCAGAUGAUUGAUCGUCACUUAUUGAAGGUAAUUAAAUCGACUAUUCAGCAGAUGAUCGGACAGCGAGCUUUGUUCCUGCCGUCCGGGAUUUUCCGCUCAGCUGUCUGGGGAGAUAUUGAGUUGCUUUAUGUGACCGGCGAAACUAUUUAAAACUGAAAUUAUCCAAAAUGAAUCCCGUAAUUUGUUUUUCUCUUAGGACACAGAGUUGUAUUGUGCUCGAUUAUUCACCUCACCAGGGUAAGGGGCAUUCCGCAGGCACCACAGGGGUCACCCGGCCUCCAUAAUACGUUACGGUGAAUCCUAAGAGUUGAGUCAUGUUACAUAAAAUAACCUUAGGGGGGUACUCCGGAGG